GAGCCUCCGAGCCUCCGAGCCUCUGCAGUGCAAUGUCCCGCCUGCUGCACGUAGAAGAGUGGGCUGAAGUGAAGGAGUUAGGGGCCCACCAUCGCCAUCCCCCGCCGCACCACCUCCCGCAGCCGCCACAGCCACCUGCGACCCUGCAGACGAGAGAGCAUCCCGUGUACCCGGCCGAGCUGUCCCUCCUGGACGGCACAGACCCACGCGCCUGGCUGGCUCCCACGUUGCAGGGCAUCUGCACGGCACGCGCCGCCCAGUACUUGCUGCAUUCCCCCGAGCUGGGUGCCUCCGAGGCGGCGGCGCCCCGGGAGGAGAUGGACGGCCGGGGGGAGCUGGGGAGGAGAAGCGGCGGCGGCGGAGGCAGUAGCAAGAGCCCGGGCCCCGUGAAAGUGCGGGAACAGCUGUGCAAGCUGAAAGGCGGGGUGAUGGUAGAUGAGCUGGGCUGCAGCCGCCAGCGCGCCCCUUCCAGCAAACAGGUGAACGGGGUCCAGAAGCAAAGGCGGCUGGCGGCCAACGCCAGGGAGCGACGCAGGAUGCACGGGCUGAACCACGCCUUCGACCAGCUGCGCAACGUUAUCCCGUCCUUCAACAACGACAAGAAGCUGUCCAAGUACGAGACCCUGCAGAUGGCCCAGAUCUACAUCAACGCCUUGUCCGAGCUCCUGCAAACGCCCAGCGCCGGGGACCAGCCGCCGCCGCCGCCCGCCUCGUGCAAGAGCGACCACCACCACCUCCGCGCCGCCGCCCCCUAUGAAGGCGGUGCGGGCACCGCGACCGCCGCGGGGGCACCGCCGGCCUCCGGAGCGGGCCAGCGGCCGACCCCGCCCGGCAGUUGCCGGACUCGCUUCUCCGCCCCGGCCUCGGCGGGAGGGUACUCCGUGCCGCUGGACGCCUUGCACUUCUCGACUUUCGAGGACAGCGCCUUGACGGCGAUGAUGGCGCAGAAGAACCUGUCGCCGUCGCUGCCCGGGGGCAUCCUGCAGCCAGGGCCGGAGGAGAGUAGCAAAACUUCGCCCCGGUCCCACAGAAGCGACGGGGAGUUUUCUCCCCAUUCCCAUUACAGUGACUCGGACGAGGCCAGUUAGGAAGGUGACAGAAACCCCGAACACAGACAGAGACAAAAUCGCCCCUUCCCCGUGCGCGGACAGCCCCGCGGCUAAAGAUCCCCGCACCCUUUUAAUGUUUGCGCGGCGACGGUCGUUGUUUAGCAACGACUUGGCUUCAGAU
Molecule: messenger RNA, 1230 nt
Organism: Myotis lucifugus (little brown bat)
Lineage: Eukaryota; Metazoa; Chordata; Mammalia; Chiroptera; Vespertilionidae
Gene: ATOH1
Product: atonal bHLH transcription factor 1
Exons: 1
Coding region: 33-1088 (351 amino acids)
Molecular function (GO): protein dimerization activity
Source: RefSeq, a predicted model, not a curated record